This is a messenger RNA of Lates calcarifer (barramundi perch), 4800 nucleotides long. It is a transcript of the gene csf1ra, whose product is annotated as colony stimulating factor 1 receptor, a. Gene Ontology annotation, cellular component: signaling receptor complex; CSF1-CSF1R complex. The record is from RefSeq and is a predicted model, not a curated record. Gene Ontology annotation, molecular function: macrophage colony-stimulating factor receptor activity; cytokine binding; ATP binding. NCBI's taxonomy places the organism in Eukaryota, Metazoa, Chordata, Actinopteri, Centropomidae. Gene Ontology annotation, biological process: osteoclast differentiation; cytokine-mediated signaling pathway; protein phosphorylation.
CCCUUCGACUGUCCUCCUCUCUCCCACGAGUCCACGCUUCCACAGCUAGAAAAGCCUGGCAGCCAUGGUUCAGCAGUGAUGGAGACCCCAUGUACACACAGUUCCCUCCACCCUCCACCACUUGCUUUCUCAAAGAUUUCAUGUUUGCUGUGUGACUUCUGUGGCGACGAGACUGUAAACAAGCAGAAGGGAGAAAAAGGGCAGAGGCAAAACAGAAAGGGAAGAAGGGACUCUUGUGUCAGCUCUGGAUGGUGGAGACAUCAAACCCAGGGAAGUUAUUAUUCCCCUCUGUUGAGCUGAAGACAUCUGCAGAUCAAAAGAAGACAUCAACCUUCAAACUGUAGGUUUGGAGUUGAUCCAGGAUGCAGUCCUACCUCGCUCUGAUGCUGGGGAUUGUGGCCUCUGCUGUUUCAGCGGAAUGGAGGCGUCCAGUGAUCAAGUUCAACUCUAAGGUGGUGGGGAGCUCUGAAGUGGUGGUCAAACCUGGGACGCCACUAGAUUUGAGGUGCGAGGGUGAUGGACAUGUAAACUGGCAAACCAGGCUAGCCAAACACAGACGCUUUGUGUCUAAAGGCAAUGGGAAUGUCCGCACCUUAAAAGUGGAACGUCCAACUGCAGAAUUCACUGGAACGUACAAGUGUUUUUACGUCGCUGGGUCUCAGCAUCGAGACUUGACCUCCUCAGUGCAUGUGUACGUAAAAGAUCCAAACCGCGUGUUCUGGACCAGCAGCACAUCCCUGCGGGUGGUGAAGAAAGAGGGUGAGAGCUACCUGUUGCCCUGCCUCCUAACUGACCCAACAGCUACAGACCUUGGCCUCCGCAUGGACAAUGGCACCACUGUGCCACCAGGGAUGAACUUCACAGUUGACCGGCACCGUGGUAUUCUCAUCCACAGCCUCCACCCCAGCUUCACCGCCGACUAUGUCUGCACAGCCAAAGUCAACGGGGUGGAGAGGACCUCCAAAGCCUUUUCCAUCAACGUCAUUCAGAAGCUUCGUUUCCCUCCAUAUGUCUUCUUGGAGACAGAUGAAUAUGUGCGCAUUGUUGGGGAGGAACUCAAGAUUCGCUGCACCACGCACAACCCCAACUUCAAUUACAAUGUCACCUGGAAAUACACCACCAAGUCGCAACCAAAGAUCGAGGAGAAUGUGCGGUCCAGUGGAGAGAACCGUCUAGAUAUAGAGAGCAUAUUGACUAUCUCUGCUGUGGACCUUGCAGACACAGGAAAUAUUUCUUGCAUUGGUACCAACGAAGCAGGGGUCAACAGUUCAACCACAUAUCUACUGGUUGUAGACAAGCCCUACAUCAGGCUGUUGCCCCAGCUGUCCCCUAAACUGGCUCACAAGGGUCUUUCAGUCGAAGUGAACGAGGGAGAGGACCUGGAGCUCAGUGUGCUCAUUGAAGCGUACCCCCACAUUACAGAGCACGGAUGGCACACACCGACGUCUCCCAAUACGUCCACGCAGGAGCAGAAGUUUGUCCGAUAUAACAACAGAUACCACACAACUCUGCAGCUUAAGAGAAUGAAUGCGCAGGAGCAGGGCCAGUACACCUUUUAUGCCAAGAGUGACUCGGCCAAUGCAUCCAUAACGUUCCAAGUCCAAAUGUAUCAGAGACCUGUUGCCGUGGUGAGAUGGGAAAAUGUAACCACACUGACUUGCACCUCAUUUGGCUAUCCUGCUCCCAGAAUCAUCUGGUACCAAUGUUUUGGGAUACGGCCUACGUGCAAUGAAAACACCUCAGGGCUGCAGAUGGCGAUCCCUCUCCAGGCUCCCACAGUGGAGGUCCAGAGGGAGGAGUACGGGGCCGUGGAGGUUGAAAGCGUCCUCACUGUGGGGCCAUCCAGUCGGAGGAUGACAGUGGAGUGUGUGGCCUUCAACCUUGUCGGUGUCAGCAGCGACACUUUUGCCAUGGAGGUUUCUGAUAAGCUCUUCACCUCCACUCUGAUUGGAGCAGCAGGAAUUCUGGCCAUCCUCCUUGUGCUACUGGUUUUUCUGUUUUACAAAUAUAAGCAAAAGCCCAGGUAUGAGAUCCGUUGGAAGAUCAUUGAGGCUCGAGAUGGAAACAACUACACCUUCAUUGACCCCACUCAGCUGCCGUACAAUGAGAAGUGGGAGUUCCCAAGAGACAAGCUGAAGCUAGGGAAGAUCCUGGGUGCAGGAGCUUUUGGAAAGGUCGUUGAGGCCACAGCCUAUGGUCUGGGGAAGGAAGACAAUGUGCUGCGUGUGGCUGUGAAAAUGUUAAAAGCCAGUGCUCAUUCAGAUGAGAGAGAAGCUCUGAUGUCUGAGCUGAAGAUCCUCAGCCACCUGGGACACCACAAGAACAUUGUCAAUCUACUGGGAGCCUGCACCUAUGGAGGACCAGUGCUUGUGAUCACAGAGUACUGUAGCCUCGGCGACCUCCUGAACUUCCUUCGCCAGAAGGCAGAGACAUUUGUAAACUUUGUUAUGAACAUUCCUGAUGUCAUGGAGAGCUCAAAUGACUACAAGAACAUCUGCAAUCAGAAACAGUUUAUCAGAAGUGACAGUGGGAUCUCCAGUGCAUCAUCGAGCAGUUACAUGGAGAUGAGGCCCAGCCAGCCGCCAAAUAUGGAAUCAUCUCAUGACUGUGUGUGUGAGGAGACUGGUGACUGGCCGCUGGACAUUGAUGACUUGCUGAGGUUUUCCUUUCAAGUAGCUCAGGGCCUUGACUUUUUGGCUGCCAAAAAUUGUAUUCACAGAGACGUGGCUGCUAGGAAUGUCCUCUUGACGAACCGCAGAGAGGCCAAGAUUUGUGACUUUGGCUUAGCACGUGACAUCAUGAAUGACUCCAACUACGUGGUGAAGGGCAAUGCGCGUCUGCCAGUGAAGUGGAUGGCUCCCGAGAGUAUUUUUGACUGUGUGUACACUGUCCAGAGUGAUGUCUGGUCCUACGGCAUCCUUCUGUGGGAGAUCUUCUCUUUAGGCAAGAGCCCCUACCCCAGCAUGGCUGUGGACUCCAGGUUCUACAAGAUGGUGAAGCGCGGCUACCAGAUGUCCCAACCAGACUUUGCUCCACCUGAAAUCUACAUGAUCAUGAAGAUGUGCUGGAAUCUGGAGCCCACGGAGCGGCCGACGUUCAGCAAGAUCAGUCAGAUGAUAGAGAGACUACUUGGGGACCAACCUGAGCAAGAACAGCUAAUCUACCAGAAUGUGCAGCAGCAGGUCACAGAGGGUGAAGUGUGUGUCGAGCCCAAAUGCUGUGACGGCCCCUGUGACCAGUCUUGUGACCACGAGGAAGAAGAACAGCCUCUGAUGAAGACCAACAACUACCAGUUUUGUUGAAAGCCCCUCCCCUCUCCGCCCACCCCCCACACCCCUCCUCCCAUCCACCAAUCAAUCAGUAAAUCAAUCACUCAAUCAGUCAGCAAAGCAUCAGGAAAAGCAGGGGAAUGAGCUGUAGUUCGUGGCCAAAGCACCACAGCUUUUUGGCCGGGCGUGUCACACACACACACACACAGAGAGAGAGAGAGAGAGAGAGAGAGAGAUGCCUUCACAGCUAUUUUUUGCCGUUUUUGUGCUUGCUCGCCAGACAGACAAGCAGCUGCAGCAAGCAUGUGACUUGCUUCUUUGCAGACCAUGAGUAGAAAUUGCCACGUCCCACACCGACUGCAGACACAAAAGGAGGAAACAUGUCGACAAAACCACACAAACAUCUAAAGCUGUACCUUAAACAUUACUCACUCGCAGACUGUUUAUCACUCUUUCUGUUAUGUAUCUGAGGUAUAACCUGUUACAGUUUCUCCAAAUGAGACAAAAACCUGUCCUUUCUUCUCAGAGUAUCCUUAAUUAUAUAUUAUACACUGUGUUUUUUAUGAUGUUUUUUAUCACUGCCUCUUUGAGAAUGAAUGUCUUGUUUUUGUGGAGAUUUUGGUCACUUUUGUCAGCAGGUUCACUUCCUUAUCAUCAUUUUAUUGCAUGUAUGGUUUCUCAGAGGAAGCAACCCUGCAGUCACAAACACUGGAUCCAAAGCUGCAAGAACUGAGCUAUCUAUUUUUUUUAAUGUGGUGCAGACAAUCUAGGUUUUAUUUUCUGAUCACCUUAAUUGAACAUCUGAACAGUGCAAGUGUUUUUCCCCGGUUUAAACAUGUUAAAUUGACCGUGGAGAGGGCAAAAGAAUGACUGGGUUGUUUCCCUCUGCGCUUUGGUCAUAGCUGUAUUUCUUGUGACACACUUACAGCAGCUGUCAGUCGGCGGCAACGUGAUUGUUCCACUUCAGUCUAAUUCAUUAACCAGUGUUCAGUGGGAUUUAGGAGCAGGGAAUACAACUGAACUGAGCAGGGAAAACUGUGGAUCCUUGAUGGAUCAGAUGAACAAUGUUUCAUGUCUGACAAUGUGAACGUUUUUUUGUUUUUUUUUGGCACGGUACAACUUAAUCAUCUCAUUUCCUGUAAAGUUAGAUGUAAGUGUUAGGAUGUAAGCUUCUCCGAUGUCUAUACUGUAUGUAGCCGUCAGCCUACACUGCCAACCGUAUGAAGAUUUUAGAAUAACAUAUAAGCUAUGUGAGAGAUACAGACUGCAAAUUUGUUGACUUUAGGCAUUUCAAAUGUGCUUGCAUCUGAAUGGAGUGAGAUGUCUAAUAAUGUAUAUACUGUAUCUCAUGAUGUAAAUCAAGAAUUAUCUUUAUUUUCGCUGGAAUGUUGUAGAGUAGACAGUAGUACAUCAAUAUUUCAUAUAUAUAUGUGUGUUUUUUGUGCAAAUGACACAAUCAAUGCAAAAGCUGCAAAUUAAAUCACUGAAAAACCGCAGAGGUGUUGAAUAAAGCUUUACCAUUGAAACUCCA